Molecule: messenger RNA, 2019 nt
Organism: Anopheles funestus (African malaria mosquito)
Lineage: Eukaryota; Metazoa; Arthropoda; Insecta; Diptera; Culicidae
Product: L-threonine ammonia-lyase
Exons: 9
Coding region: 395-1804 (469 amino acids)
Biological process (GO): L-threonine catabolic process; L-serine catabolic process
Molecular function (GO): threonine deaminase activity; L-serine ammonia-lyase activity
Source: RefSeq, a predicted model, not a curated record
CAACCGGGAAUGAGAGUUCCCGUUAUCAGGUUCUUUCAACCGGGAUGGAGAGUAUAAUGGAUUUUGACACCCUUGAAAUACUGAUUGUUCAUUAUGAAAAGGCGACGAGAUCAGUCGGUGUGGGCAAGUGCUGGUGGGAAGAUUAUUAAUACGGUUGAAUUAAUUGGCAAGUUUCGCACAGGAAAGCAUUUGUGUCUCGAUUAUUUUUUUAUGACAACCGUCAUCACUGUCAUACUUCACGUCUGACAAAGUACGCUGCAUGUACGCGCCCCGCACCCAUUACGAGGGGAUCUUCGCGGCCCGGGAUCUUUUGGCUUUUUGCUCGCUUCGCCGUGUUUGGUGUGGUUUUAAUUGUUAGUAUGAUUUAACUGUCACCGUAAAUUAAUCUCCCACGAUGCAAGUGUCAUCCGUAACGACGCAAAUGGCUUCCGUGAAGCUGACAGCACGUCCGGCCGUAGUACAGUCGGUUCAGAAUGGCCAUAGCACCGGUAGCGAGAAACCUGAAACCCCUGGCAAUGGCGCAACUACCACCGAGCCGGAAAUCGUCGAUCCGUUCUGCAAUGCGGACAAUCCGCAGAUAAUCACCUUCCAGGACGUUACAUCCGCGGCAUUCAAAAUCCGAAAAGGUGUCGAGCUAACACCGUGCGUGAAAUCGCACUUUUCCGACCUGAUCGACAUGGACAUCUACCUGAAGAAGGAAUUUCUGCAGUUCACCGGUAGCUUCAAGGAGCGUGGCGCCCGUUACGCACUGCUAAUGCUGUCGGACGAGCAGAAAAAAACGGGCGUUAUCUCGGCCUCCCUGGGGAAUCAUGCGCAGGGGCUGUCCUAUCAUGGCUGGAAGCUUGGCAUCCCGGUGACGGUCGUGAUGCCACUGAAGGCUUCACUGAUGAAAAUUCAGAAAUGCCGUAACUAUCAUGCUAAUGUUGUCGUACAGGGUGCGGAUAUGGGUGAAGCAAAGCGGAUUGCACUGAAAAUGGGCCAUGACCGAGGGCUUACAUACAUCAACGGGUACGACCAUCCGCAUAUCAUGUCCGGCCAGGGUACGAUCGGGCUGGAGAUAAUCGAGCAGGUCAGCGAUAUAGAUGCAGUUGUUGUGCCCGUUGGUGGCGGUGGAUUGAUAGCUGGUGUUGCGACCGCCAUCAAAAAUUUGAGCCCAAAUACCAAAAUCAUCGGUGUCGAGUCGGAGAAGUGUCCCAGCUUUACGCGGGCACUCGAAAACAAGGGACCAGUGUUUGUGGCGAACAAGGAAACGUUAGCCGACGGGUUGGCAGUGCCGCAGGUGGGCUACAAUGCGUACGCCACGACCGUACCACUGCUGGACAAAAUGAUCGUCGUCAAGGAGGAAUGGAUUGCGCUGGCCAUUUUGCGACUUGUUGAGCUGGAAAAGUGUGUCGUCGAGGGUGCGGGUGCUGCCGGGCUGGCCGCCAUUAUGGCUGGCCAUUUGGAUGAAUUCAUCGGCAAAAGGGUGGUGCUGCUAAUUUGCGGAGGCAAUAUCGAUACAACCAUGUUUGGCAAAUGUCUAGAGCGCGGUAUGGCCGCCGAGGGACGGUUGCAAAGAUUCACCGUCACCGUCAGCGAUGGACCGGGUGGUGUUGCUAAGCUGUGCAAUCUGCUGGCCAGUUUGGGCGUUUCCAUCAAGGACAUAAUGCACGAACGUGCCUUUAUUCGUGACAUCCACCAUGUUGAGGUGAAAGUGAUUUGUGAAACACGUGACUGGGAACAUUCCAAGCAAAUGCGUAAGGUGCUGCAGGAAACAUAUACCAAAGUUCACUUCUACGACAUGCCGAUGGCGAUCACGGAAUAGCAACAUUGUGCUGUCGAACGCUACCGUACUCUCCAUUCCAGACGAUAAGCUGCAAAUUUUCCCUCUCAUCGAACGCGACUUCCGGUCGCUUCUUCGCGAUUUCUGGGGCGCGGAACUGAACCGUGCAUACCGUGCUGCGCACUGCUUCCGAUAGUUUCAAUAAAUUGACCCUAUACGAACGAAAUUGCCAGCGUGUGGGGCUGGUAACAAUUGUA